UAUUGAAAUUAAAAUAUGGAAAGGUAGAUCGAUUACGUCGAUCGAUAUAAUGAACUCGUGAGAAAUAACAAUUUUUAAAAAUUGAGAACGCAUAUUUCGCAUGCAUCGAUCCAAUAAGUACGCGCGUGUGAAUCGAAAAGUCGAUUAAUCAGUCAUUUAUACAUCGUUGGUAUAACAAUGACUAACUAAAAAAAAAAAAAAAAAAAAAAAAAACAGCAAACAAUGCAUAGGCAUACGUGUAUGAACAUUAACAAUUCCAUAAUUCGUAAAAUAUCGAGCGGGGAUCCCCUUUUUGCGCGAUCAUUCUAUCCCGCGUUUCGGUUCACGGGAUUUUUCUGGAUCGAUAGAGCCGCCACGAAAGAGGAAAGAAGGCGCACAAACAAACGCUUAUGCAUGCUUAUUAAAUAGUUCGGGAUGCUCACGCGAUCCUGCGUGCAAUUCACGGCGCAAAUAAUAAAAAAAAAAAAAAAGUAACUCGAACCGACGAUUAAUCGCGUCUCUGGUGUGCAAAAGGUUCGCGAACCACGCGCCUCUACCUUGCCCCCUUCUUAUUUAUAACGUGUCAAUAGCGUAUCGUGUUACUUCCGGUUGUUAACACCGAUCAAUAGCGUAUAUCUUACGGGAGCCGAGUCCGUGCACGUAACGCUUCGUUUUUAAAUUCAAAACCCUUCUCUUCCCGCUAUACAAUUAUCUCGUUCGAAAUUUUUCCCUCCCCUCCAUUUCGAUAAAUUAGACACGACAUGUUCGUCUUUGCCCGUGAAAAAGAGGGGGGCUUGUGGGGAAAAGCGAAACUGUAUCGGGGGCAGAGGCUGUUUACGAAACGGCUUCAACCGGGCAAACAACCGAUCCCGAUCGCUUCGAGGAUCUCUAAAGCACACUUCCGCCGUUGAUUCUGGCGUCAUUAAGAGGCGAGCCUCAGGCUCCGACCGGCUCGAACUUCGGAAUGCGGCCGGCUCGUUGAAUCGUUCCACCGGAAGUUCUCGCACUCUUUCCUGCUCUCGAGCUUUAAACUCGCGCCGCGCUGCGUUGGCCCGGCGAGGAAAGGGUGGGCAAGGGGAGGGGUGGGGAUGAGUGCGUGUGUGUACGCGAUACUCGGUCGGUAUACCCGCGCGAUUCUGAAAAGGACGGUUGCGUCGUCGGGGCCGCUCGCUUCUCAGGCGAGAGGAUUAAAUUCGAAAACAAGCUUUCUGAACGACGACGGGCGAAGGACGUGGCCUAGUCUUCGACACACGGAAGCAAAAAUCGCGGAUCAACAUGUUUUUAUAUCACCCAACCGGGCUAUUUAUAUUUGCCCCGUUCCAAAUUUUCUGCCCCUUUGCCCACGUCAUCAGAUAUCAUAAUGAAAGUUCACACGAGUUAUAAUAGAGAUGGCUAUUUUCGAACGGCGUGCGGUUCUUUCGAUGCUUCUACCAUAUAUCUAGGACAAUUUCAACAUUUCCUUGUCUAUAUACACACACGUAUAUCGGAUUUCGCUUGACGACGGUCACGGAAGGUUAAAAUGCCUCUCACCCCUUUCUUCUCGAUCUCCGGCGAUCCAAUCGAGAUUACGAAUCACGAUCCAUUCGAUGAGAUUUUUGCGCCUUGGGAUACGCCUUGUCAUCGGGAAAUUUUAGGAAACGAGAUAAUAUUCGAUAAAGGGAAUCUCAUCGAAUGUUAAACGAUAAUUCGAAAGGAUCCCGAAAGAGCGCUUUCACGAGAUAGUUCGAUAAAUCGAGAAAGAUACAGAACGAUUAGCUCCGGUCGUGGCCCGGAUACCUCGUUCGUGGUAUCAUCGUUAUACCUCGAGGUUUUCUGCCUUCGCACGCCGAGAUGCACACGCGUCCUGUGCCAUUAUACAUAUAUAUAUAUAUAUUCCAACAAAACACCAUAGGAGAGCCAGGACGACUCUAGAGCUAGAACGAGAUGGUGGCGGAGAUGGAGGUGGAGGAGAAGACGGAGAAGGACGAGAGAGAGGUGAUAGCGGUGGUGGUGGUGGUGGUGGCGGCGAUGGUGGUGGUGGUGGUGGUGGUGGUGGUAGUGGUGGUGGUGGCGCACACGUACACACACGUAUACACACAAUGGUGGAAGAUGGGAGAUUUUACAAAAAGCGAGGCAGAGCGGCCCCUUUCGUCGCGCGGCCGCGGCGGGGGGGGCGGGGGCGGGGGAGCGGUGCGGGGGCUAGGGAGAGGGCGGACGACCUCGACGAUGAUACGACAAAAAAUCAGAUGCACGGCCAUUGGCUGUUCUCAAUUCGAAUUAUUGGCUUCCCCGGUCGCCGUUCGUCAGAGCCUCCCCGACCUUCUCGAUACUCUUUCUCUCUCUCUUUUUCUCUUUUCCUCCGAUCUCUCCUACCACUUUCCCUCUGCCGCCGCCGCCGCCGCCACCGCCGCCGCCGCCACCGCCACCGCCAUCUCCUCCGUCGAGCCUCCAUCUCCUCUCUCGCCCCCUUCGGGAAUGGGCGCCGGCGAGAAGGGCCGAAAAAACUUCGAAAAAAAAUCCAAUUUCGUUGCCAUGGUGACCGGCGUGCGUUGACUUUGAUAAAGAUCCCCCGAACGAGCCACCUCCGCUUUUCUGCCUCCUCCGCCUCUUUCUCCUGCCUCCGUCUCCUGCUGCGCUCCGUCCUCUUCAUCCUCCGCCACCUCCUCCUCCUCCUCCUUCUCCACCUCCUCUGCCUCGGCCUCUUCCUGGCUCGGGCUACCCUCCGCCUCGCGACGCCGUCUCUUUCGCAGUUUCUCCGAUUGUACGCGCGCUCGUCCUUUUCUUGCUACUUGUAUUUUUAUUAUAUAUAUAUAUAUAUAUGUAUAUGCGCAUACAUAUACAGGCUCUCUUUGUACGUGUGUGCGCGCGCGACGGGGAAUCCACCGGCGGAUUCGUGGACGAGGGGGGUGAGGGGGAUGAAGCCUCACGGGGGCCAGCGCGGUGGCUCGGUUUUGGUUGACCCAUAUCAAAAGGGAGGAGGUGCCUCCGGGACGUUUCGCUCGCCGGACUCGUUGAGUGGUUUGUUUGUUUCGGGCGCAUCGGCUAUCGGGGAAAAAAAUUUUAUUUACGCGCCGGACGGAUGUUACCAACGGUCGAAGACGAGGUGUACCCGUUUCUACCAGCCAAGGAUAAAUGCCGCGAACACGCGAAAGGCCGGCAUCUGUUUCCAGGAGAAAAUUCUUCUUCGACUUUGAUUUCGAAGGGAAGGAAAGGAAAGGAAAGGAAAUUCUAAAUGGAUACGUUUUUUCGAGAUUCGUCCGAUUCUUAUCGUUGAAGAUAAGAA
This is a messenger RNA of Apis florea (little honeybee), 3241 nucleotides long. RefSeq lists its product as uncharacterized. The record is from RefSeq and is a predicted model, not a curated record. NCBI's taxonomy places the organism in Eukaryota, Metazoa, Arthropoda, Insecta, Hymenoptera, Apidae.